Molecule: messenger RNA, 6497 nt
Organism: Miniopterus natalensis
Lineage: Eukaryota; Metazoa; Chordata; Mammalia; Chiroptera; Miniopteridae
Source: RefSeq, a predicted model, not a curated record
AUGCGGCCUCGAAGUCUGGGGGCAGCCUCCUCCUUGGCCCCCUGCGAGGGCCGGGGCCUGGCCUACCUGCCAGUUCUGCCUGAUGUGAUUCCUUUUGAAGAGUUGACGAAGCCCUUGUCGUUUGCUGACUGUGUUGGGGAUGAGCUGCCGUGGGGCUGGGAAGCGGGGUUCGACCCUCAGAUUGGUGUCUACUACAUCGAUCACAUCAACAAAACCACCCAGAUUGAAGACCCGAGAAAGCAAUGGCGGGGCGAGCAGGAGAAGAUGCUUAAGGACUAUCUCUCGGUGGCUCAGGAUGCCCUCAGGACGCAGAAGGAGCUGUACCACGUGAAGGAGCAGAGGCUGGCGCUGGCCCUCGAUGAAUACGUGCGAUUGAACGAUGCCUAUAAGGAGAAGUCCAGCUCUCACACAAGCUUGUUCUCAGGAUCUUCAUCUAGUACUAAAUAUGAUCCUGAUAUUUUAAAAGCCGAGAUCUCCACUACGCGAUUAAGGGUGAAAAAGCUGAAGAGGGAGCUCUCGCAGAUGAAGCAGGAAUUGCUCUAUAAGGAACAAGGCUUUGAAACCUUGCAACAAAUUGAUAAAAAAAUGUCUGGUGGCCAGAGUGGCUAUGAACUCAGCGAAGCCAAAGCCAUUCUCACAGAGCUGAAGUCCAUCAGAAAGGCUAUUAGCUCAGGAGAGAAAGAAAAACAGGACUUGAUGCAGAGCCUUGCUAAGCUGCAGGAGCGGUUUCACCUGGAUCAGAGCAUCGGCAGAUCAGAGCCAGACCUGAGAUCCAGUCCCGUGAACUCCCAUCUGUCUCUCUCCAGACAGACCCUUGAUGCCGGGUCCCAGACAAGCAUUUCCGGAGAGAUCGGAGCGAGAAGUAGAUCGAAUUUAGCUGAAAAGGUCAGGCUGAGCCUGCAGUAUGAAGAAGCCAAGAGAAGCAUGGCCAACCUGAAAAUUGAGUUGUCGAAAUUGGACAGUGAGGCUUGGCCCGGGGCGCUGGAUAUUGAGAAGGAGAAGCUGAUGCUGAUUCAUGAAAAAGAAGAACUUUUGAAAGAGCUUCAGUUUGUCACUCCGCAAAAGCGCACGCGAGACGAACUGGAGCGCCUGGAGGCCGACCGGCAGCGGCUGGAGGAGGAGCUGCUGUCCGUGAGGGGCGCGCCCAGCCGGGCGCUGGCCGAGAGAUUGAAACUGGAAGAGCGAAGGAAAGAGCUGCUCCAGAAACUCGAAGAAACGACCAAAUUAACGACUUACCUGCAUUCACAGCUUAAAAGCCUCUCCGCCAGCACCCUGUCCAUGUCGUCGGGGAGCAGCCUGGGCUCCCUGGCCUCCAGCCGGGGGUCCCUGAACACCUCCAGCAGAGGCUCGCUCAACUCCCUCAGCUCCAGCGAGCUCUACUACAGCAGCCAGGGCGACCAGCUGGACGCGGACUAUCAGUACAAACUGGACUUCCUUCUGCAAGAAAAGGGUGGCUACACUCCCUCCGGACCCAUCACCACCAUCCACGAGAACGAAGUGGUCAAGUCCCCCAGCCAGCCCGGCCAGAGCGGCCCCUGCGGGGCGGCGGCCGCCGCAGCAGGCCACGCUCCCCCGCUGGCUGAGGCCCCCAAGUCUGUGACGUCCCUGUCCUCCAGGUCCUCCCUGUCCUCCCUGUCCCCUCCUGGCUCCCCCCUGGUGUUAGAAGGCACGUUUCCCAUGUCUCCCCACGACGUCCCUCUUCACCAGUUCACCUCUGACUUUGACGACUGUGAGCUGAGCAGCCACUUCGCAGACAUGGGCCUCGGCGAAAGUCAGAUGCUGCUGGACGCUGAUUCGGGAGGCACGGCCCAGUCCCUGCUGGAGGGCAAAGGGCUGCCCGAAGGGGCCCGGGAGCCCUUCUACGAAGGAGCUGCAGAUGUGGAAAAGUCGAUACCGAAAAGGAGAGGAGCCCACCUGCUGGGGGAGAGGACGGCGUGUGUGUCGGCCGCCGUGUCUGACGAGUCGGUGGCUGGAGACAGCGGGGUCUACGAGGCGUUUGUGAAACAGCCCAGUGAAGCCGAAGACGUUACUUACACCGAGGAGGAAGCUUCCGUCGUGGAGACGGCCCAGGUGCAGAUCGGACUCAGAUACGAUGCGAAAAGGUCAAGUUUCGUGGUAAUUAUAGCACAACUCCGGAACCUUCACGCCUUCCUGAUACCUCAUACUUCAAAAGUGUACUUCAGGGUUGCUCUGCUGCCCUCCUCGGCGGACGUCAGCUGCCUGUUUCGAACAAAAGUCCACCCGGCCACGGAGUCCCUUCUGUUCAAUGACAUGUUCCGAGUGGCUGUUUCCCAGACGGCCUUGCAGCAGAAGACGCUGCGGGUGGACCUGUGCUGCGUGAGCACCCACCGCCGGGAGGAGUGCCUGGCUGGAACUCAGAUCAGCCUGGCCGAUCUGCCGUUUUCCAAUGAGAUUUUCACCUUGUGGUAUAACUUGCUUCCUUCUAAGCAGAUGCCUCCCAAAAGGAAUGAAGAAAAACACGAGGAUUCUGUAUUUCAACCAGCCCAGACACCGGUGGACCCGAUAGACUUGGACGCAGUGUCAGCCUUACUGGCAAGAACGUCGGCUGAGCUGUUGGCUGUGGAGCAGGAAUUAGCCCAAGAAGAAGAAGAAUCGGGGCCGGAAGAAGGGCAGAGGGGCCCAGACGGAGACUGGCUGACGAUGCUGAGAGAGGCCUCCGAUGAAAUCGUGGCUGAAGAAGAGGCUGAAGCUGCGUCGCCAGAGGGCAGCAGCCAUACAGAAGACUUAAGCUCGUGCCCCAGUGUGCCCGAGACACAUGAAGGCACGAGUGGGGGAGAAAACAGCUGUGCCAAAGACCUCGGGAGUCAGCCACCUGCCGGGACGCCCACCCUCGUGAGUAUUCCAGCCCCGCUCUCCCGAGGCAGGGCUCGUAGGCACCAUGCCGCCGAGUUUGGCUCUUUGGGCGUAACUCCGCACCCAGACUUCAUGCAGAACGGCCCGAUCGUGCGCUCGCAGACCUUCUCCCCCGGCGAGCGCAGCCAGUACGUCUGCCGGUUAAAUCGAAGUGACAGUGACAGCUCCACCCUGGCUAAGAAAUCUCUGUUCGUGAGAAACUCCACUGAACGGCGCAGUCUGAGGGUCAAAAGGGCGGUGUGCCAGCCUGUCCUUCGACGAGCAGCGCAGGAGUGCCCCGUGCGCACAUCCCUGGACUUGGAACUGGACCUGCAGGCCUCCCUCACCCGCCAGAGCCGCCUCAACGAUGAGCUGCAGGCCCUGCGGGGCUUGAGGCAGAAGCUGGAGGAGCUGAAAGCUCAGGGGGAGACGGACCUCCCGCCAGGGGUGCUGGAAGAUGAGAGGUUCCAGAAGCUCCUGAAACAAGCUGAGAAGCAGGCUGAACAGUCCAAAGAGGAACAGAAGCAAGAUUUGAAUGCGGAGAAGUUGAUGAGACAAGUCUCCAAGGACGUGUGUCGGCUCCGGGAGCAGAGCCGGAAGGUGCCUCGGCAGGUGCAGUCCUUCAGGGAGAAGAUCGCCUACUUCACCAGAGCGAAGAUCAGCAUCCCUUCCCUGCCGGCCGAUGACGUGUGACUCGUCGCCGAAGAGCCGAGCGUCUCACCUGGUCAUUUCUUUGAGAGGAAGAGACUGAACUUUGGUGUGGUGGGUUUGUUUGGGGAGGGGUGUACUAUAACUGUCAACUCUUAAAGAGCUUUUAUUUCACAUCAGAAUUUCAACAUGUUCAUUGAUAAAGUAUCUUGAAUGUAAUUCUUACAUAAAAAAAGCAAAAAAAGUCAGGUAACCACAACGGGAUAAUCUGGUACACAGAGACGUUUGUUGCACAGCAUGUGUGUAGCCAGUGGGCUGUGGAACCGAGGCAGAGCCAGGGUGCGUCCCUUGAGCCGACUUGCAGAGGAACUCACAGAAGGUGGCCUUUGCUACCCUGGUUUUCCUGCCAGGAGCCCGGGGAGCUGGCACGGGCGCCCUGGGGGGUCUUGCACUCGAGCAGCUCUUGCUGCAGGAAGGUCAGCGUGAGCACGAGCUUCGGUGAGGAGCCCGGAGCCCGCCUGAAAUGGGCUGUGUUCAUUUCCGUCACCCGUGUGGGAACACUUUGUUUCCUUAAAACAGUCUUUUUUUGUUCUUUUUUUGUUUGUCUAAAGAAAACAAAAACAAAAUGCUGAGUUCAAGCACAUAAGAAUGCAAAUACGGGAGCGGGCUCCCGGCUGCACUACAGACCCUGCGCCUAGGACACAGGGCAGGGAGGAGAGAGCCGCCUGCGGCCACGAGCACAAGCUCACCCCAGCCACCUGAGCGAGGUGGGCAUCGGGUGUGACUCCCCCGACCUGAGCGAGGGUGGGCAUCAGGUGUGAGUGAGUCUGGCUCCCCCGACCUGAGCGAGGUGGGCAUCGGGUGUGAGUCUGGCUCCCCCGACCUGAGCGAGGUGGGCAUCGGGUGUGAGUCUGGCUCCCCUGACCUGAGCGAGGGUGGGCAUCGGGUGUGAGUCUGGCUCCCCUGACCUAAGCAAGGGUGGGCAUCGGUGUGAGUGAGUCUGGCUCCCCUGACCUGAGGGAGGGUGGGCAUCGGGUGUGAGUCUGGCUCGCACAGUGAUGUUCCGUCCGAGGCGUGAGGAUGGUGUUGACUAGAGAACGUGGUGACCCGCCUUCUAAGGACAGACAUUCUGAUGAUGUGGAGGGAGACGCGUCAGCACACACCUGGUGAAACCAGCAACAGAGGAAAGGGUAUCUUGAAUGAAUCAAAGUUGCCAAAAAAAAAAAAAAAUUUAAUCCUUUAUUAAACAGAUUUGUACCAUUUAGUGGCAAUUACUUUGCAGCUCUCAUUUAGGGGAUCCUGUCGAUAAUUUAUGGUAAGAAGUUGGGAGUCGGAGAGACUAUUAAUCUGAAGUAUAAGCUGAGUCAUUUGUCUCAAACAAAAGCCACUGCAGAUGAGCAAGUUUAGAGCUUGACCCAACUGAAGCGCCUUCCAGUGCAGGGUUUUAGCUCAUCCAGCUCAAGCGCUUCCUUAAGGAAACAAACCCCAGUGUAGCUCUGCCCUCAUAAAGGCUUUUAAAGUGAACAGUUCUAUGCAAUUCAAAUCAUGCUUAUUAGUCUCUAAUACUGGAAGAGGCCGUUUUUGGUGAGCCGUCUUUUAUAGCAAACGAAAUCCUUUUUUUUAGAAAUGCAAAAACCAUCUUAAAGGAAUGGGCCCCUUUAACACACACACACAAGUUCUGUUUCUAAGACAGAAUCCUCAUUAGCAAGAAUUUUUAUCUUCUUGAAAGUAAUCACACAUCUUUUAGAAAAUGCAUUUGAUCAGAAUCAGAAUUCAGAGGAAGCCAUGUCUGAGCCUAGACCUUUGUUUCUAAGUGUCCACCACGUCUGUACAAGCGUCUCGGAAGCUGUAACCGGACGUGACACUACUUUGCGCAGAGACCAGCCUUGUGAGUCGACUGCACGCAGCCCCUCGGGGCUGUCCCAGCUCAUUCUCUCAGAUGACAGGAAAACCAGAAAAAGACCAUUCAUCCUUGUCAAGGUCAAAUGUGAAAGACAGAAGUUUAUUUAAUGCAGAGUGAGAUGAAGGUCAGCUGUUGUCAGCUUCUUAGUUUGACCGUGAAAAUGUUUAUAGAACUAUGUGUAGUUGUACCGUACGAUUUUAUUUUCUUCAUUUAUUUAUUUACGGUCUUAUUUAUGUUCUGUUUAAUAUAUAGUUCGGUUCUGGCCAUUUUAAAUGUUUGACAUAGAAGAGGCUCUAUUGGAAUAUUUACAGCUUUAUAAAUCUUCAGCAUAUUAGCUGUUAACUUUUUGCGAUACAAAAAGUUAUUCCGACAAGUGUAAAGGAAGGAAAUCUGUCUCAGGCUGGUAGUUAACAGCUGUGACCAAGAAGCUUGCAGUUUUAUUUUACAAAAUUUGCUCAUUUCUAACGUGAGAGAUAAACUUAUUUUAAUAUACUCUUUUUCCACACUUUAAAAAUCAGCAAUAGUGUUAUGUAUUUAUAGGCAGCUUUUAACAAUCCUGUCGUAUUUGUACUAACCCGGAUGAUUCACAGUGACAAAACAGUUUAAUAACUUGAUCACAAACCCACAUGGACAAUAUGAAUUUUAAUAUUAUAAAUGCUAUUUUUUAAAGGUAGAAUUUAUUCGGCACAGGGUAAAAAGAAUGUAAUAUUUAGUUCUCAAGUUUGAAUUAUCAAUACAUUACUACAAUUUUGUAUAUCGGAAUCUAAGUGUUACAGGUACAAAAAGCAUAUUGCUAGCCAAGUGAACAAAGUUUAGCUGAAUCUCUAUCGCAUGGAAAUCAAAUAAAUUUAAAAUCUUUUUUUUUUUUUUUUUUUGCUAUUACUUUAUAUUGUAUUAAAUAUCAAAAGCUCAGGACUGAACUAAAUAUUUAAUCAGGUUAAAUUCUAAAUAUGUUUCUGUUUUAAUCUGUCUUGUUUGUAAAAGUGUGCAAAUACAUCACAUAGAUUAACUCGUUUCUGCACUUUUCAUGUGUUUGUGGGUGGAAAAAAUUCAGUGGUUUUUUUUUUUUCCAACAAAGAUACAUAUUGCCUAA